Molecule: messenger RNA, 1041 nt
Organism: Colletotrichum aenigma
Lineage: Eukaryota; Fungi; Ascomycota; Sordariomycetes; Glomerellales; Glomerellaceae
Product: putative mannose 6-phosphate receptor-like protein
Exons: 3
Coding region: 1-1041 (346 amino acids)
Biological process (GO): vacuolar transport
Source: RefSeq, a predicted model, not a curated record
AUGCAUUCCUCCAACUUCCUGCUGCUCCUCGCAGCAGCCGCGACCGCGAGCGCCGCCGACACUUCGACCUCGAGCACAUCCAGCAGCGUCCCGGCAUGCACGGCAGCGUCCAAGAGCGGGACCGGCGGGCCGUUCUACGACCUGCGUCCAGACAUCGCCGUCAAGGUUGAGGAGGGCAAGUCAUCCAAGGGUGCUGUCACGACCGACUACCAUGCUAGAGGCUGGGACUAUGGCAAGAACUUCACCCUCAAUAUUUGCGCUCCCGUCAUCGACCCUGUCGAAGACGUAGUGGGGUUGGGCAAGGGCGAGUCCAAGAACGUCAGCGCGUACUACACAUACAAGACCGAAACUUUCUCCAUAGGUCAAUCCAACAUGGACAUACAAACCCGCGGGCGCAUUCUCGUCCUCCAAUACAAGAACGGCUCUCCCUGCGGCGAGAGCAAGUCCAAGCGAGCAACGGCCCAUGACGGCGCUUCCUACAACAGAUACGCCGACGAUGAGGACAGAACCCUCAUCGCACCGUCUGCAGUCGGCAAGAAGAAGGCCUCGGCAGAAAAGGACGAUACGCCAACCCGUCGCAAGUCGGCAACCAUCUCCUUCCACUGCGACACGGAACAGAUUGGUGGAGCAGCCCACAUUUCCUUCGUCGGCUCAGAUCCCGACGACUGCGCCUACUUCUUCGAGGCCCGUUCCCAGCACGCUUGCGCCAGAGCCGAACCCCACCAGCCUGGCAGCGUCGGACCCGGCAGUGUCUUCGCCAUCAUCUUCGUGAUCGCCGUGCUUGUAUACUUUGGUGGUGGUGUGUUCUACCAGCGUACUGUCGCUCAUGCCCGGGGCUGGCGGCAACUGCCCAACUACAGCCUCUGGGCCGGCAUCUGGGGGUUUGUCAGUGACAUGUUUGUCAUCGCGACCUCUUCAUGUGCUCAACUUCUGCCAGGAAGGCGUGGCUACCGUCAUCUGUCCGGAUCUCCCAGCAGAGGACGUAACCGCGAGGACGAGAACCGUCUGAUAGACCAGCUGGACGAGGAGUGGGACGACUAG